Molecule: messenger RNA, 1716 nt
Organism: Arthroderma uncinatum
Lineage: Eukaryota; Fungi; Ascomycota; Eurotiomycetes; Onygenales; Arthrodermataceae
Exons: 3
Coding region: 1-1716 (571 amino acids)
Biological process (GO): transmembrane transport
Cellular component (GO): membrane
Molecular function (GO): transmembrane transporter activity
Source: RefSeq, a predicted model, not a curated record
AUGGCCAUUGACAAACCAGUCACCUCCGGCAGCGAGGUUGGUCCUGAAGAUAUGACGGGAGAUACGAUGUCUACGGGAAGACGGACGCCCUUUGGCUUUAGCGACCUGUCAGAGCCACAGGUGGAGGUAGAUGUCCUGGACGAGAGAGUUACGCUGCUCUCGCAUGAGCCAGCUGGAGCUGAUGGGACGGAUUUCUCUUAUUUACCAUGGUGGAAACGACCUUCUGUCCUAUGGCUAUUACCGCCGCUACUUCCGUUUACCCUUGCCUUUGGGGGAGUCGCCGUUCCAAAAAUCAACCUCAUGCUCACGCUGAUAUGUCAGGAAUAUCUCUCUGAUCGUGCAGCAAAGGACCCUACCUUUACCUAUCUACCCGUGAUAUUUGGAGGGGAAAACCCGCAAUGCCGAACCCCGGAGGUUCAUGCUCUAGUCUCCAGGUUCCAACUCGUAAUGAACCUCGUCGCCGGUGUCCUUUCGGCUGUGGUAAGCCCGAAGUUAGGACUUUUAUCAGACGGGUACGGCAGGACGAGAAUCAUUGGAUUGUGCACGCUAGGCACCCUUCUAGGGGAGGUGGUUACAGCCAUCGUCGCAACAUUCCCUAAUUACUUCUCUGUGAAUUUUCUCCUUUUGGGAGCGUUCUUCGACGGAAUGUUCGGAUCUGUUACAGCUGCUGUAGCGCUGACGCAGUCGUAUGCCGCAGACUGCACGCCUGCUAGCAAACGAAAUGUUUCCUUUGGAUACUUCCAUGGCGUCCUUUUUAUUGGCAUUGCGCUCGGCCCACUCGCAGCCGGCUACCUCAUCAAAGCUACUGGGGAUGUCCGACUCGUCUUCUACGCGGUUGUAGCUUGUCAGGUCAUAAUGCCGAUAUUCAUCACCUUGAUUACCCCAGAGUCGCUCACGAAGGAACGCCAAAAGCGUAACCGAGUGGAGAGGGAUAUAAAACCUCUGGAUAUGAAUAAACUUCGCCUACAGGACUUCAACCCUCUCAAUCUAUUGAAGCCAUUGUCGGUUCUUUUCCCUCUUACAGACAAGUCUAUCACACAAGGCGCCUCCGGGAAAUCACGCGUGAAAUUGCUACAGCGAAACUUGAUCAUUUUGGCAGCGAUUGACACAGCCUUAUUUGGUGUUACGAUGGGCACGAUGGGGACCCUCAUACUAUAUGUUGAGUAUAUGUUUGGUUGGGGUAAUAUCGAGUCAAGCUUGUAUGUCUCGGUGUCAAGCACGGUCAGGGUUAUCGUCCUACUUGCUAUACUACCCCUACUCACUCACUGGCUCCGAAACCGACGCCGCAAUACCGCCAGAGAAGGUCACAAGAACUCUGGCUCCGACAUGCUUGAUAUCGGAAUCAUCAGAGGAUCGAUUCUCUUUGAGCUCCUUGGAUAUGUUGGAUUUUGCCUUGUCAGGACAGGCCCGCUUAUGAUGCUCUGUGGGGUUAUCAUUGCUAUGAGUGCCAUGGCAUCUCCAACGAUCAACUCGACCUUAACGAAACACCUACCGCCAGACAGAACAGGUCAGCUGUUGGGUGCCAUUGGUUUGCUCCAUGCUCUAGCACGCGUCGUGGCACCAACCAUACUCGGUUUUGUUUACAGCUGGACAGUUGGGACAAUGCCACAGGCUGUCUGGAUAGGCUUGGCGGUAUACCUACCUGAAUCUAUGAUUGACAACUCCCCGGAUUUGGGUAACACAGACUACGUCCGUUCGUCCGAAUCCCAGGAUUAA